AUGGACGGAAAAGAACAAACCAAUCUCGUGAACAAGUUGACGCAGUUAAAAAUCGCAACAGAGAAGUCGAAGACACUGCUGAGAGCAGGUAAGCGAGUAGCAAUUAAGCGACACCUCGACGCGUUGCAAGCAACGGCCAACGAGGCUAAUGAGUGCAGACGCUCCGCGGAAGCGUUAAAAAUCGAACAAAAGGAAGAUCUCGAAAAAAUUAAGGAAUGGAACGAUGAGUUAGAUCUGAAAUUUGACGCUGUAGACACGGCCAUCCAAAAUCUAGAACAAUUCCUUUCUGAAGCCGAAAAGGCCAAAAGAGAUCUAACGCAUGCGGAAGAGUUAAAACAGGAACAGUUGUUGCAUGAAGCGCGAAUGAAAAUGCAAGCUGAAUUGUCUUCGGCCCCCAAACCUCAAAAGGAAGGUAAAGAACCCAAAGUAGUUUCGACUGGGGCGGCAAAAUUACCCAAACUCGUCAUCUCCAAGUUUGGCGGCUCCUUUACUGACUGGCCGAAAUUUUGGGGACAAUUUUCUGAGGCGGUUGACAAAAGUUCACUAGCACCAAUGACGAAAUUCACGUAUCUGCUAGAGCUGCUAGAACCGAAGGUAAAGCGUAGUGUCGAGUCUCUUCCCUUUGGGCUUGAGGGUUAUAAUAGAGCAAAAGCUAUUUUGAAAGAGAAAUUCGGCAGGGAGUCGGAAAUCGAGAAAUGUUACGUGAAUGAGGUUUUGGAUUUACCAAAUAUUUCGGGAACCAACCCUCGUAAGAUUGCUAACUUUUGUGAUAGACUUACACACUCUGUUCAAGCACUUGAGACUAUGGGGAAACUUAGCGAUAUAAAGGGGUACGUACCAAUGACUCUAAAUAAGAUAUCGCGAAUUCGAGGGGAUUUGGUGCGUGAUGACCCUGAGUGGGAAUCCUGGGAUUUCGUAAAGUUUCUGUAA
Dendronephthya gigantea is the source of this 930-nucleotide messenger RNA. RefSeq lists its product as uncharacterized. The transcript has a single exon. Bases 1 to 930 code for a protein of 309 amino acids. The record is from RefSeq and is a predicted model, not a curated record. Lineage: Eukaryota; Metazoa; Cnidaria; Anthozoa; Malacalcyonacea; Nephtheidae.